Molecule: messenger RNA, 936 nt
Organism: Aspergillus japonicus CBS 114.51
Lineage: Eukaryota; Fungi; Ascomycota; Eurotiomycetes; Eurotiales; Aspergillaceae
Product: frataxin family protein
Exons: 2
Coding region: 100-768 (222 amino acids)
Biological process (GO): iron incorporation into metallo-sulfur cluster; intracellular iron ion homeostasis
Cellular component (GO): mitochondrion
Molecular function (GO): ferric iron binding; iron chaperone activity; ferrous iron binding
Source: RefSeq, a predicted model, not a curated record
UGCUCUUUCACUUCAGUCUGUCUUGCUCAUUUCUUCUCUUACCUAUCUUAGCUUCUCCUCUAGCAUUCUCUACCAGACAAUCACCACCUAUCAUCAAUCAUGUACUCUCGUGCCUCCCGCGCCAUCGUGGCCGCCGUCGCUCGUCCAGCUCUCCGCACCGGCGCCGGUGCUCACCUCGCACCAGCAGCAACAGCCACAGCAGCAGUUGCUUCCCUGCCUUCGCAAUUGACCCCUUCCACAUCUCGAUUCCUUCUUCCGCAACGAAGCUUCCACUCCACUCCCUCAACCCGCAAAGGCAUCUUCCCCGACUCCGCCGACCCCGCGGCCCCGAACCCGCAAUCGCACAACGUCGCCGGCGCCGCCGCCCACGUCUCGGAGCCGUCCCCAUUGACCGAUGGGCAGUACCAUGACUACGCCGAGCACUACCUGAACACCGUUCUCGAGGAGGUGGAAUCUCGUCAGGAGGAGGGCUCAGAGAUUGAGGCCGAGUAUAGUGCCGGAGUCAUGAACGUCACCGUCCCCGGCGUAGGGGUAUACGUGCUCAACAAGCAGCCCCCCAACAAGCAAAUCUGGCUGAGCUCGCCCAUCUCCGGCCCCAAGCGGUUCGACUGGGUGCUCGAGGGCGACCAGAUGCAUGAGAAGCAGGACUCUCGGCCGUUCGCCAACGGGCAGUGGAUCUAUCUGCGCGACGGCACGAAUCUGACCGAUCUGUUGAACCAUGAAUUGACCUUGAACCUGCCGAAGGAUAUUUACAGUGAGUUGGAUUAGUGGGACGGUGCAUCAUUGUCAGGAAUAUAUGGGAUUUUCGUUGCAUUGAAGAGAUGAUUUUACGAGGUGGUUUUUACUAUAAGAAAGGGGUCAUGUAAAUUAUUGACUGUGCUAGGGAGAAUUUCUGGAGACUUUGCUUUUUUUCGUUAUUUCGACUGUCAGGUAACC